Messenger RNA from Acanthisitta chloris (rifleman), 278 nucleotides. It is a transcript of the gene TAFA5, whose product is annotated as family with sequence similarity 19 (chemokine (C-C motif)-like), member A5. Gene Ontology annotation, biological process: G protein-coupled receptor signaling pathway. The record is from RefSeq and is a predicted model, not a curated record. The annotation marks the transcript as partial. Gene Ontology annotation, molecular function: receptor ligand activity; G protein-coupled receptor binding. The transcript is spliced from 2 exons. NCBI's taxonomy places the organism in Eukaryota, Metazoa, Chordata, Aves, Passeriformes, Acanthisittidae.
GUCAACUGGCUGCAGGUACAUGUGAGAUUGUUACUUUGGACAGAGAUAGCAGUCAGCCCCGAAGGACUAUAGCCCGACAAACGGCUCGCUGUGCAUGUAAAAAAGGACAGAUUGCCGGUACAACAAGAGCAAGGCCAGCGUGUGUUGAUGCACGAAUUAUCAAAACAAAACAGUGGUGUGAAAUGCUUCCAUGUUUAGAAGGAGAAGGCUGUGAUUUGCUAAUCAAUAAAUCAGGCUGGACCUGUACACAACCAGGAGGACGGAUAAAGACAACCACG